UGGUCUAUUACAAGAAUGUAUUCUAAAUUUUUCGCUUUAUUUUUUGCAAUUCCAUUCUCUAUAACUGCAUGCGACAUUACUGCAACUAUGACUUCACAGACUUACCAUCUGGUUUACGCUCAAUUCACCUUCCAUAAUGAAACCAGAAGCCCUGUCUACCAAUUCAAUCAGGACGGAGAAAUGAAAACGGUCCAUAUAACUGGAACAUUUUGCAACAUGAAACCUACCAGACUCGAUGCAUACAAAACAUAUCCGAAACUAGGAGAUAAACCAUGCGGUUCUAGCCAAGCGUUUAUCGAGGGCUUUGGUUAUGUGAAUUAUGUACUUCUAAGUGAUGGAGUGUUCAUGGGAAUGAAAGCUGGUAUUGCGUGUGCAGCUGGUGAUUGUGGAUCGUCUAGAGGAUGAAUGAAAAUAUUAUCGAAGAUCAUCACUACAAAAAACUACUAAAUAUGCCAUUGUUGAUAAACUAUUUCUCCCCUUUACAAUCUUCUCCUAUGGUUGUGGCAUUGGUGAGACCAAAUGUGUAUAAAUGAAUAAACACCAAUGAAAAACUGC
Molecule: messenger RNA, 555 nt
Organism: Caenorhabditis elegans
Lineage: Eukaryota; Metazoa; Nematoda; Chromadorea; Rhabditida; Rhabditidae
Gene: F11E6.4
Product: TransThyretin-Related family domain
Exons: 4
Coding region: 16-405 (129 amino acids)
Source: RefSeq, marked reviewed